UCUCACUCUCAACUUGAGAGAAUCAUGUGGAGUGCCGACGGAAGUGAGCUGGGUCAAGUGGCCGCCCGCAUGGAGACCAGCCCGCCCAUGGGCACCACCAGCAUUUCUGUGUCCCAGCAACAGCCUCCCAAGAAGUUUGCCCCUGUCGUGGCCCCCAAGCCCAAGUUCAACCCCUACAAACCACCGGGGGAGGGUGCUGAAGGUGACUACCCCCCUCCGCCUCCACCUGUGGCUGAUGCCAGCGGACUCCCAUCCCCCUCCUCCUACCCUCCCCCGCCCCCCAUGGAUGGCUCCCCACUGGGAUUUCAGGUGAAGGGCCCAGAGAAGACCCUGGAGGAGAGGCGCUCCAGUCUAGAUGCUGAGAUCGACUCCCUGACCAGCAUACUGGCAGACCUGGAGAGCAGCUCCCCAUACAAGCCCCGCAGUCAGCAGAACUCCAGCCCUGCUGUGACCAGCCCCAGUUCAGCUGCCCCGGUCACCGGCUACAAGCGAAUGGUCAUCCCCACGCAGCCGCCCCUGACCGCCACCAAGAAGUCCACCCCCAAGGCCCAGGGCUCUCCAGCGCCCUCUGGUGCCCCCCCGGCCUCUGCCAGCCCCGUGGCCAAGCCCCAGUUCCAGAUGGCCACCGCCCCGCAGCCUGUCCCGGCCUCCUACACCACCGCCUCCACCCCCAGCCAGCCCACCUUCAACGUGCAGGUGCGGGCAGCCCAGCCCGGGCCCCAACACCCCCCGGUCCAGCAGCAGUACGGGCAGCCGAUGGUGCCCCAGCAGUCGAUGCGAGGCUCCGUCCCGGUGCAGUACAUGCCGGCGCAGCCCCGCGGGCCCGACUUCGCCUACGGGCCGCCGCAGCCUGGCUUCACGCCGGCGAUGCCGCCGCAGCCCAGCUACGCUGAUUACCCCUACGGCGGAGGAGGCGGCCAGAACACCUGGAGGGGAGAGCCGCAGGGGCAGGCCGGCUACCAGCCCCCCACCCCCAAGAAGACCUACAUCACGGAGCCUCCGGUGGGCCUGACUCCCUACACCGCAGGGCCUCCCGUGCCCCAGAAGGCUCCUGCUGGUGGUCGGCCUGGUGCUCGUCCAGAGGAGGAGCUGGAGCGCCUGACCAAGAAGAUGCUCUACGACAUGGACCACCCCCCCACCGAGGAGUACUUCGGUCGCUGUGCCAGCUGCGGUGAGAAUGUGGUGGGCGAGGGCACCGGCUGCACUGCCAUGGACCAGGUGUUCCACGUGGACUGCUUUGUCUGCAUGACCUGCACCGCCAAGCUGCGUGGCCAACCCUUCUACGCCGUGGACAAGAAGGCCUACUGCGAGCCCUGCUACAUAAACACCCUGGAGACCUGUAACAUCUGCAGCCAGCCCAUUAUGGAGCGCAUCCUGCGGGCCACAGGCAAGGCCUACCACCCCCAGUGCUUCACCUGCGUGGUGUGCCAGCGCAGCCUGGACGGCAUCCCCUUCACCGUGGACGCCUCCAACCACAUCCACUGCAUCGAGGACUUCCACAAGAAGUUUGCCCCGCGCUGCUCCGUGUGCGCUGAGCCCAUCAUGCCGGCGCCUGGCCAGGAGGAGACGGUGCGCAUCGUCGCCCUGGACCGCGACUUCCACGUGCAGUGCUACCGCUGCGAGGAUUGUGGCACUUUGCUGUCGGAGGGAGACAACCAGGGCUGCUACCCGUUGGAUGGUCACAUUCUCUGCAAAAACUGCAACACCAGCCGCAUCCAAGCCCUCACCGCCAAGGCCACCACUGACCUCUGAAUGAAUGACACACACACACACACACAAACAUACACACACACACUCACACUCUCAAAUAGACACACACACACACACACACACACACACACACACUAUAGAAACACUUGCAUGCACACAAUAGAUGUUCAGUUAACCCCCUGAAAAAGCUACCUGCUUUGACCAAGCUCAACAGUAUGCGAGCACACACACACACACAAUCACACACACACAAUUUAUAAUUUUUAGUAUCCUUGUUAGUUUCACCCGUGCACCAACCCACAUGUAUUAUGCAAACACACACACAGACACAGAUACAUGCGCGCGUGCACACACACACACACACACACACACACACACACACACACACACACACUAUAUUAUAUAAUGUUGCACAGCUUAGUGCCAGCAGUGGCAGAAGUAUUUAGUUCACCACUGCUCCUCCUAUGCAAUUAACCUAUGGCUGUCCACCGAGGCCUUCAAUACAGCGCACUCCCAUACUUACACCUCCGUACAUCUGGAGGAGCCUCAAUGGUACAGACACAAGCUGCAUCCUGUGCCCAAUAGUUUUUUCCCCUUUGAAUUCUGGAACAGACACUCUUUAGCACUGUUUGGGCUCCAAGGGCUCCUGUAGGUGAUUGCCUUUGCCCACAUGUUUAACUCUAAAGGGACUACGUAUUUCCAUUUCCAUUGCGUGCUUUAAAUGGGUUAAAAGGUCCAGAGUAUCUAAUUUUGCAUUAUUAUUGUAAUGGCUUGUGUUGCGGCGCAGUUCAAUAAAUGUGUUAUGUAUUAUGUAUACGUAUUUGUCACAGGGCCAAACACUCAUCAUAACACAUAGACAAUCUUCCACAUACCAGGAUGGUGGUGAGGCCUAGGUUGUAUUACCUGCUAUUUAUGCUCUGUGAAAAGUGUCUGUAAUCAUUAUUUUAUGACAAAAGAAAAUAAUAAUACGGGGAAAAAAUAGAGUAUGGUCUGGAUAUAGAAAUGAAACCUAGAGAACAUCAUGGUCUUGUUGCUUGAGAUAAACAUGUCUGAAUGAUCUGUGCGGUGGCCAUCGCCCACACAUGCAACAGAACACAUAGACAGACAGUGAGAGAUACACUAGACAUGUAGACAUGAAGGAGUGGCCAAGUCUGCGCCUCCAUAUGUCAAUGAACCUACUAAAUAAUUCCUACAAGCUUCCCUUUACAAAACUACUUACAGCCCAUAUAUGGCAGGAAUUGGUGUUUGUUAGAGUAUGUUAGAGCACUCACACACACAUACACACACAUACACAUACAUACACACAUAUACAUACACACACACACACACACAUACACAUACAUACACACAUAUACACACACACUUUCACACACACACACACACACACACAAAGACAUACAGAGAAACGGUUUUAACAUUCCUUGAGAUGUUUCAGUAUUUGAAGCAUUAGCCAAAGAGCUGCUUACAGUACUUCUGUUGACAGCCUUGAGUAGUGUAUGCAAUCCAUGUAGUGCCACGUUGUUUGCAUAGCGACUGUGAAUCUCCAAGCUUCUGCAGCCUUCAGCCUUCUCAGCCAAAGAAGCCACUCAGUUCCAUUUUAUUGGAAUUCAUAAGAGUAAAUAUGAUGACAUUACAAGUUUGUUUUGUUUUUGUUUUUUGUUUUGUUUUUUUAACUGAGCGGGCUCACCAAUGUGUGUGUAUAUAAAACAAUGGCAACAUGCAUUUACUACGUAGGUGGCUGAAAGCCUACUUCAGAUUCUCCUGUUGACAUGAAAGAGCCUAAUGGUAAAGUUUUUGCUUGUGAAAGUUGUCCAGCUUGUCUUCAGGAUAGCAUGUGAAAGAACACACAUUGCUGUAGUUUGUUUUGCUCUGUUGUAGGCUUGCAUCUUUCUGCUUGGUGUGUCAGAGGAGCUCUGUGCAGGCCAUUGUUACCUCUGAGGUAUUGCUCACUUCACUUGUGUGUGUCAGUCUCAGCCCGGUAGAGGACUGAGUGCUGUCCGGUCAUUGUCCUCUUUUCUCUUCCUAUGUGGCGCACUGCUCAGACCAUGAAACACAACCCCACAACAUUUUUAGAUAUGCAUCGUAUUUACUGUUUUAUGAACAAGAAGACAAUAAUAUUAAUGAAAGUAUUAUUUUUUAUAGGAUUAAAUCAUAGAGUUACUCUGAACUUUUGACAAUAUGCAUUUUUAUAUUUGAUUGCAUUGACACUUUAUUAAGAAAGAUAGGCAAAUAUUUUAAACUUUAAAGGAAAUAUUGAAAUUGUAGGGGAUACAGUAAGAGCUCACUUCUCGUCUUCAUUGUUGUGUCAUGAGCGUGAGCUGUAUCUGUAUACAUGUGUGUCAUAAAUAUUGUCAUAAGGAAAGAACUCUGAAAUCUCUCAUUUUCAUUUAAGCAAAGGUACUUUUCUGAGUCCCAGAAGCCCAGUCUCAUUUCAUUUGCUGUAAUUUUAUUAUAGACGGUUUUGGGUUUUUUUUUUGUUUGUUUGUUUUACAUCUACUACCUAAUGUCAGCCUACAAAGCGGCUUGUCCAGAUUGAUUGAUGAACUGAUGGACUUUUGUCCAAAACGGCUCUAAAUGGGGAAGAUGGCUUUCAAAUGUAUGUGAUGUUUACUUGUUUCCAUAUUUGCCUGUGCGCAAAAAGCUUUUUUUUUUUCCUUUUUUUUUUUUCUUUUUCUUUCUUUUUCUGGCUUGUUUGUUUUCUGAUGUUUCUUCCUUUGUUGUCUAUCAUGCAGUAUGCCUCAACUUCAAAAGUACUUGGCGUGCAGGGAAAGGCCUGUUUAAUAAGGACCAUAUUGACCAGCAUGGACCAUCGGUCUGUUUAGCAGGAGUGUUAGACCAAUGCUUGAUGGAGUUAGAACAGUCAAACUCAAACAAUUCCAUCCAACUAACACCAAGAUACAGCCUGACAGUGCUCACUGACCCAAGUCAGGAGUUGGAGUUGGAGCACCUUAGCCCUUCAGCAGGGGAGUUUUGAACAUUCUGAAGAUUCUGUUCUGCAACAAUGUAAGAUUCUAAAAUUCCAUGUUCAAUUCAAUGAACCCAAAUAUUCUUUAAAACGUUCAAUUUCCAACAUUCCCGUCACACCAGUGUGACGGUACUGGCUUAAGGGUUAAGAGAUCAGGGCUGGACUCACAGUGAAUCAGGGCCAGAUCAAAGCUUCCCCAGGGUCAGCUGAUGCUGACUGACAGGUUGUCCACACAACAACGCAGUGACGCAGUGUCUUGACAAAUGCUAAAAGAUGUUAUCACAGUUUUCAGUUUCAUAGUUUUUCCUUGGAGGUCCGUGUAUUGUUCCACUCAUCUUUUGUAUGUUGCCAUACAGCUGUGAUGCGUUUGAGUGUUCCCACAAGUGCUGGGAUUGUCAGAGAGGCGAAGUUCACAUUGAAACAGCAUGGCCUUUAACAUGGCCUGCUGCUUAAUGUUAGCAAUAACUACAAUACACCGAUAACAUUUUAGUAUUCCCAUUUUGUUGUGCUAUAAUCUUUGUACUUUGUUGUACUAUGCCCUUUCUUCACUUGCUGAUUCUAGAAUAUAUUUCAUGUGUCUUUGCAAAUACUCUGUUGUUUUUCCUAGUCUGCUGGCUACUGCUCUCGUAUACCAAAGCAGAGAGAGAGGAGAAGCUCUUGAUGCCUUCUUUAAAUGUAGAUGAAGAAUGUGAGUAGCUGGCCCAGGGGAACGUGAACAGACAAAUACGAGUGCCUUUUAGUCAAUAAUUAAGCAGAGGCAUACAUGUCGUCAUAGCUUCUGGUCACUGGAGACCCCAACCAGCAGAAGGCUUCCUCACUCCUCAUCCUCUUUGUCUUCAUCCGCUGUCCUCAAAGGAUCUGUGCCAGCGCCGCUGCACAUGUUGAUCAGGCUACUCACCGUCUCCGAGAAAUGUGUGCUGUCCAUGUGCCUACCUUAAUGACACUCAGAUAAAUAAGAAUUUUUAAAAUGUGCGCUUUGAAUUUUAGGUUGUUCCACAAGUGGGUAUUCUGUGUCAGAGCUCUUCAGAAGACUUCCUAGACUUCCUUUGCAUUGUUUGAAUAUUAUACCUAUGCCGAUGAAGAAAUGAAUAUAUGGCUUGGUGAAGUAAAAUGCUAAUGGAGUAAAAAGUAGUUUCUAAUCACUUCUGCUGCACACCCAUGUUCAUAUUCUCUCAUUUCCAUCUUCAACUAGUUUCAUUUAAUAACUGUGUGGUAAGAUCCGCAGCUGUGAACAUACUCCAAAUGCUUUACCAAGCGGGGCUUUACGGAAAGCAUCACUGUUUUGUGUUAAUGAUCUGUAUUUCUAUAGUCUCUGAGAUACCUUAUUGUUGAAUUUUUGAAUUGAAUUGUUGAAUUUUGUGUCAAAAUGACCGUUAAGUCGGCCUGGUGAAUAAAAUCUGAGUUUCUUCCCCAUGGCGACUAGUAGAGCAUCCUUCACAGAGAAAGUGAUCAUUCCUGUUACUGUUGUUUCUCUCCUGUACUCCUGCCUCUUUCUCAUGUCAUCAAUAAAAAUGUUUGUAAAGGCACAA
Messenger RNA from Alosa sapidissima (American shad), 6204 nucleotides. Its product is annotated as LIM domain containing preferred translocation partner in lipoma. Gene Ontology annotation, biological process: cell-cell adhesion. The record is from RefSeq and is a predicted model, not a curated record. NCBI's taxonomy places the organism in Eukaryota, Metazoa, Chordata, Actinopteri, Clupeiformes, Clupeidae. Gene Ontology annotation, cellular component: focal adhesion; stress fiber.